AUGAACUCCGUUUACCGCUCAACCGCUAUGAUUUUACUGGCCGGAGCCUCGUUAGUUACCCAAGUGGCCAUCAGCGUUGUUGCAAUAAACUGCGAUGCGAAUCACCCAACAGCCGUUUGCUUAUCGAGAUCCGAUUACGGUAACCCACAAGUCCCCAAAGUUCACGGCUGCGCUGACGCCGCUGCAAUAGGCGGGUUUAGUGUUAUCCGGUGCUGUAAAACAGAUAGGACACUGGAUGUGAACGGCCAACCCCAAACCGGUGGCGGUAUGGUCAACAUAGAUCGGAGCGAUGUAGUCCCCGUCUCGGGAAACAUCUUUAGCGUCUUUCAAGGCUGCACUUUUCAACGAUGA
Molecule: messenger RNA, 351 nt
Organism: Puccinia graminis f. sp. tritici CRL 75-36-700-3
Lineage: Eukaryota; Fungi; Basidiomycota; Pucciniomycetes; Pucciniales; Pucciniaceae
Exons: 3
Coding region: 1-351 (116 amino acids)
Source: RefSeq, a predicted model, not a curated record